Molecule: messenger RNA, 525 nt
Organism: Protopolystoma xenopodis
Lineage: Eukaryota; Metazoa; Platyhelminthes; Monogenea; Polystomatidea; Polystomatidae
Source: the annotation of a GenBank genome assembly
AUGAGUCUCCUCGAGGAGAAGGAGGCGGAUGCAGAAUUCGAGGUCUCCCGUCUCGCCGGUCAGAGCUCACUUUCCGCAGUCCCAAAAUCAGCUUCCGCAGCACUUUCCUGCGAGCGGCCGACUCUCGCCGACUCCGCUCCGGUUCGGGCUUCUCCGCCGCCUGAACCUCUUCGCUUCGACUUGCCUCUCGACGGUCCCGCCAUGACGACACAUCGUCCCUCCGUCGACGGCGAGCCGAGCCGUCCGAACUUGCCGGCCUGGCGUCGACGGCCGAGUCAUGUGAAGGAGUCGACGUUGUCGGCCGACAAGACGACACCUCCGGCGAGGUCGACUUCUGCCAAGUCGGCCGUCUCGAGAGCCGCAGCUCGCGGCCCAUCCACGCCGAGGAUGGUCACUCUGUCGCCGGCCACGAGGCGACGUGAGACGGCCAGGCGGGAACUGCUCGCCCAGAUGGACGCCAGACGACGGACAGAAGCCCUUCGAAUGGCCAAUCAGGCAAUAGUUUCUAUGGAACUGAAUUUAUGA